This is a messenger RNA of Myodes glareolus (Bank vole), 1762 nucleotides long. The record is from RefSeq and is a predicted model, not a curated record. NCBI's taxonomy places the organism in Eukaryota, Metazoa, Chordata, Mammalia, Rodentia, Cricetidae.
AUGUUUUCUCCCUGUAAGGCAGGAAAAGUUAAGCCAGUUGGAUACAGAGUUGCAACCUGUUUGACGGAAAAACUUCCCAGGCUUACUACUCCCCCAGAGGCAAAGAAAUAUUUCAAUUUCAGAUAUCCACCUCCUGGAGAAGAAAGAGUAUUUUAUGGCAGAGCAAAUGAUCCCCAAAUUGCACCUUACUUGACACAUGGAAUAAGAUCUAAAAUUUCAAUGCCGGUGAGCACAUUGGUAAACCCACAGCCCAUUACCACAUUUCAACAGAAAAUUAAAGACAAAAAAGAAUCUAUAUAUUUUAGCAAUCAACGGGCACCACUGGGAAAAUCUCAUGAUCAAACACCAGGAUUGCCUAAAGGAAUGGAUGUAAUCAACGCAACAUUUGGGACACCAAUUAUCAGAGAGCUGUCUGCUAGUGACAUUGUGAAUCCACCAAAAGCCUUUGAAGACGUGUUUAAAGAAGGACAGGAAGGACAUGAUUUGUACGUUGUCUCUCACCAUGAUUAUUUUGCAGGAGAAGCAAAGAACCGAAAGUAUAACCCAGAAAGUUUCCAUAGGUUUAACUUGUAUGGAGUCCCAACACCUCAUUUUAAUGAUGGGCGCACGAUGGCUAAAACUUUAUAUUGGCUCCAUGAACUACAAAUGAAACGAGGAGCUAAAAUUGUAUCCCAAAGAGCUGAUGACUUCAAGGAAAAGUUUCAACACAAACUUGGAAGAGUUUUAGACCCAAUUGCAGAAACUAUGAAUGUUGACCCAGGCCACACAUUUGGAGCUUGCCUCCAGCCUGAGGACUAUGGAGCUGGUGAUCUCAUCCAUUACAGACGCCCUGGUGAAUAUCUUCGUGGCAAAGACCGCCAGCGAGCCCUGAUUACCGCUGCUCGUCACCACUUGAAGAAAUUUAAUUAUCAACACUUUAACACUUUGCUGUCAGCUUUCAGGCACUAUGACAAGAAAGGAGAUGGGGUGAUUGACAGAGAAGAACUGCAUGAAGCUUGUGACCAGGCAAACCUACAUCUAGACAAGGUGCUUCUGGACCAGCUGUUUGAUUACUGUGAUGUGGAUCAGGAUGGCCUGAUUAACUAUCUGGAAUUUGCCAAUUUUCUUAACUGGAAAGACAAAGUACCUCUCACAGAGUAUGAGAAGAGGGUCAUUAUUAAAGGUCAAGGUAGUAAACGAGACUGUGAAAACAUUACUGAGACUAGUGUGAGAGAAGCUGAACCAACUCUUCUGAUACGGCCUGAAGACAUUGUCCCCAAAGAACCAGGAAGUUCAGAAGAGACUCUCCGGGUACUUCUGAGACCAAGUGACAAAGUUUCAAACCACUAUAAGACAACUUCUUCUGAGAUCAGUGCAACUGUUGGAGCUGUUCCUUCUAUAUGUUACCCUAUAUAUGGUGUUCCGACCGUUCGAUCUGACAUUCCCGCUCCUCGGAUUCGUCGUGUCAGUGACAGAAAUAACUAUGGUGAAGAGGGCAAUGCUUACUCCCUGCUGAAUCCCUCCAUCUUCUCCCAGAAAGGCGUGUUUGAGAGGGACUUCUUCAAGGCCAGAUCAAAGGAAGAGAUUUCAGAUAUAUUAACUACCAUUGGAGUCAAGCUUUCUGAUGAAGAAUUUGAAAAUGUAUGGAAUCUCGCGUCAAAAAAACACCACAGAGGAGAAGUUUGUGUUGAGACCAUCAGGAAUGUUCUAGAUGAACUGCAGCAUGCAGGCCUAGUCAAGUGUAAAACGGUCAUGUGAUAUUUUGGGAAUUCACACAUUUAAG